Histoplasma mississippiense is the source of this 1113-nucleotide messenger RNA. RefSeq lists its product with no specific name. The transcript is spliced from 2 exons. Gene Ontology annotation, biological process: regulation of alternative mRNA splicing, via spliceosome. The record is from RefSeq and is a predicted model, not a curated record. NCBI's taxonomy places the organism in Eukaryota, Fungi, Ascomycota, Eurotiomycetes, Onygenales, Ajellomycetaceae. The coding region runs from base 1 to 1113 and encodes 370 amino acids.
AUGUCACGCCCAACCCUUUCCUACGGCCUCAACCUCUCCAACAAAAAGCCCCAAGGCCUUUCCCUAGCCAAAGCCACCACCUCCACCAACAACCCGCAAAAGCGCAAAAGGACAAUCUUCGACUCAGAUUCCGAAGAUGGCGACGCCCAAAAAGAAAGCAACGGCUCCAUAGAAAUCACCACUAGCAAAAAGCACGCCCAAACCGCCGAAUCUCUCGACUCAUCCAUCUACGACUACGACGCCGUCUAUGACUCCCUCCAUGCCAAACCUUCCUCCACCGCCGCCGCCACUGAAACCUCGACAUCGAAAUACAUGACCGCCCUCCUCCGCAGUGCAGAGAUACGCAAGCGCGACCAGCUGCGCGCGCGCGAUAAACAGCUCCAACGCGAACGCGAGGCAGAAGGCGAAGAGUAUGCGGAUAAGGAGAAGUUUGUUACGGCGGCGUACAAGGCGCAGCAGGAGGAGGCACGGCGGAUAGAAGCGGAGGAGGCGGAGAGGGAGCGGGAGGAAGAGGAGCGGCGGAAAAAAGGCGGCGGGAUGGUGGGGUUUUACAAGAAUAUGCUUGAGCGGGAUGAGAGGAGGCACGAGGAGGUGGUGAAGGCAGCGGAGUCUGCAGCGGCGAAGAAGCGAGGUCCGGCGGCGGAAAGGGUGGAGCAAGAGGAGUUACUGGAAGCGACGGAGAAGAGCGAGGCGCAGAUUGCGGCGGAGCUGAAUGCGCGGGGCGCGAAUAUCAUUCUUAAUGAUGAGGGGCAGGUUGUUGAUAAGCGGCAGUUACUUACGGCUGGGUUGAACGUUUCGCGGAAACCCGAGAAGGCGAAGGGGGCGCCUGCGGCGGCGGAUAAAGCGGCUGGGUCCGCUGGGUGGGCCGUAGAGGGGAGAUGGAACCAGCCGGAUGCUGCUGGUUCCGGGCGUGCGGGUCAGCGGGCCAGACAGACGGAGAUGUUGGCUACGCAGUUGGAGGAGAGAAUGCGGAAGGAAGAGGAAGAGAGAGAGGCGAAGGAGAAGGAGCUAGCAGCGAAGAUGAAGAGUUCGAAGACGGCGGGUGAUGUGCAAAGUGCACGGGAGCGAUAUCUCGCUCGGAAGAGGGAGAAGGAGAAAGAGGGGCGCCAAUAA